AUGUCUGAUCCAGCAAAAUCUACCACAUCGUUCUCUUUCGGUCAACCUGCAACGAGUGGAAGCUCUGGUAGUUCCUUCGGCCAGACAAAUACCACUGCCUCGACUCCAGUCGGUGGACUGUUCGGAUCGAGUGUCAAUCCUCCUGCAUCGUCGGCUGCAAAUCCAUUCGGCAACACAACCACGGCCGGAGGGAGUUCUCUUUUUGGUGGCGGAGGAGGUGGCAGCAACCUAUUCGGUGGAGAGUCAAACAAGCCUGCGGGUGGAUCUGGUUGGAGCUUUAGCCAGGCGCAAGGCAACAAUACUUCUGGUGGACUUUUUGGCACUGGGCAGGCAGGACAACGGAACAAUGCACCCUCAAGCAGCGCCGCGCUUUCUUCUGGAUUCACUGGCUUCUCUACGCCGAGCAAACCUUCAGAAACAGCAACGACUGGACCGAGUCAAACGCCUGGUGUGUUUAGCGGCGCGGGCAGCACCGGGGCAUUCUCCUUUGGCAAUCUAGGCUCGAACACAUCUUCCGCAGAUCAGACAAAUACCACCACACCAACCAGCAAACCCACCACAAAUCUUUUUGGGAAUUCUACGACUCCUGCCGGACCACCCCCAAGCACCAGUGCUGGCGGCGCAUCCGCGUUAUUUGGCAGUAAACCUCCACAGAAUGCAAGCAAUCCUUUUGCAACCCUAGGCAGUCAAUCGUCCGCCCCAGGUAUUAGCUCAACAGCAGCACCGUCCAGCGGCUUUAGUGGGUUCGAUUUUGGAGCCAGUAAGCCUAAAGAAGCUCCUGCGACGACAUCUACUGCGCAGUCUCCCAGUAUCUUUGGAUCCACACCAAGCGCUGGUGUUUCUAAUCUCUUCGGCAAUAAGAGAUCGGCUCAACCCGAUGGAGGAAAUCUCUUCAACAUGAACAAAAGCCAGGACACAGGAGCGACUAAGCCCGCUACGUCGCAGCAUUCCCAAUCCGAAGUGCCAAAGGCUUCGAGUCUGUUCCCUAACCUUGGUGGACAGUCUUCCGCCACCGCGUCCUCUGCACAAACAACGAGUGCUUCCCAGCCCGAAUUCAGCUUUCUCCGAGCUAACCAACCUCAACCAUCCGCAACAAAUCCUGUAUCAUCACCACCAACAGCACCAAAUGCCUUUGGGUUCUUUAGCAGUCCACAAAAAAGCUCGGGCACAUCUGCACUCUCUACUAAUGCUCCCUCUAGUAGUCUGUUUCCCAACAUAGGGAAACCGCAAGACAAAGCCCCUGUUACCGCUUCUCAAGCCACAAGCACAUCAGCCGCAUCAGCGUCAGCGUCCGCCCCUACUUCAAGCUUAUUCGAUAAUUUUGCGAAAUCCGCCGCUCCAUCUGAGAUCUCGCAAGCACCAACGCAGCCCGUUACGACUGCCACAGCUGAAGGUUCCGGAGCUGCGAAUGUGAAGUUGGGGGCGUCAAUAGCCGGCCCCCCACCACCUGCCCAAUCACGGCUUAAAAACAAGUCUAUGGAUGAUAUUAUCACGAGAUGGGCCUCUGACCUAUCAAAGUACCAAAAAGAAUUCCAGAAGCAAGCCGACAAAGUAGCAACGUGGGAUCGUAUGCUCGUGGAAAACAGUGAGAAAAUUCAGAAGUUGUAUGGUAGUACUUUGGAAGCGGAGCGAGCAACCACCGAGGUUGAGAGGCAGUUGAGUGCUGUCGAGGGCGAUCAAGAAACACUGGAAUCGUGGCUUGAUCAUUACGAGAAGGAAGUGGACUCGAUGAUAGCGAGCCAGCAAGGUGGCCAAGGUGAAACUAUCUCAGCGCCCGAUCAAGAGAGGGAGAGAACCUACCAAAUCGCUUCUAAACUAUCCGAGCGACUAGACGAAAUGGGCAAGGAUUUGACCGAUAUGAUCGAAGAGAUCAACGAUGCAUCGUCUACUCUCAGCAAGACAGGCAAAGCAGAUGAUCCUCUCACCCAAGUCGUCCGAGUUCUCAACAGCCAUCUUACCCAAUUGCAGCAGAUUGAUCAAGGUGCCGCUGCCCUUCAGUUGAAGGUGCAAGAAGCGCAGAGGAUGGGCCUCAGCUUCGGCCCAUUAAGUGGUCCAACCAGUGAUGCCGCUGAUGACUUCUAUCGAUCCUACAUGGGGCGAAGAUGA
Messenger RNA from Letharia lupina, 2106 nucleotides. RefSeq lists its product as uncharacterized. Gene Ontology annotation, cellular component: nuclear pore; nuclear pore central transport channel. The coding region runs from base 1 to 2106 and encodes 701 amino acids. The transcript has 3 exons. The record is from RefSeq and is a predicted model, not a curated record. Gene Ontology annotation, biological process: protein import into nucleus; RNA export from nucleus. Gene Ontology annotation, molecular function: phospholipid binding; structural constituent of nuclear pore. Lineage: Eukaryota; Fungi; Ascomycota; Lecanoromycetes; Lecanorales; Parmeliaceae.